This is a messenger RNA of Papilio machaon (common yellow swallowtail), 863 nucleotides long. RefSeq lists its product as uncharacterized. NCBI's taxonomy places the organism in Eukaryota, Metazoa, Arthropoda, Insecta, Lepidoptera, Papilionidae. The transcript has a single exon. The coding region runs from base 198 to 863 and encodes 221 amino acids. The record is from RefSeq and is a predicted model, not a curated record.
UUAAAAUUAGUGAUUUAAAGAAUUGUGUAAUCUGAAUCAGGGAUAGAAAUGAAUACGAGUUAUUUUGAUAUAAUUAUAACCUCAAGUUAUGUUUUAUAAUUGUAUUUAAAAAACUUAGUUUCUUAAAUUAAUACGAAAUACAUUUCGUAAUAGAUAACAGCUUUUAGAGACAUUUCCAUCAUUUCUGACACCGAAAAAUGAACUGCUUACGCUUAUUAAGAAGUCAUAACAUACGAUUCUUACAGAACCAAGCAAUACUCAGGAUAUCUAGGGUUAAUUAUGUCUCACAGCAUCCUAUUAAAUUCAUUGAAACUCAAGACAGACUGCGCGAAAAGGACGGAGUUUCAAAAGAAUGGCAUUUAAUUUACAAAGCGCCAAUGGAGAAAACUUUGCAGUUUGCGACAGCAUACUUGACAUUUUCUAUUACUACUAUUUCUUGCAGCUUAGUAUAUUAUUCAUUAUUUGUAUUUGAAACGGCUACAAUGGAUGAGCCUAUUGUAAUUGGCAACGAUGUUGUAAUAGCAAAUAAUUCAAUGGAAUGUCUCAUUUAUCUGGGAUCUUUCUUUUUAUUACAUGUUGUUGUGAAACGCCUUUUGUCAAAAUAUGUUAUUCGUUUGUAUCAGAAUGGUGAUAAUUACUUGGCCAUUUUCAGAGGUCACACAUAUGGUUCAAUAAAUAAACAUGAAUUUCACUUAAAUGAAUUUAAAAAGUUAAACCCUUCACUACUUAUAACUUGGAGUGAUGCAAGAUUUGCUCUUGGAAAAAAGAAAGGAAUUCUUCUUGAAAAUUAUUUUAAAACUCCUGAAUGUUUUAACUAUUUAUUGUAUAAGAAAAAUGCAUCUAAUUAUGAUGACAACCAUUAA